AUGGUCCGCGAACGUAGCCACUCCAUCUGCGUCGACGUCCACCCUAUCUUCGACGCCCCCGAUGCUCGCCUCGCUAUCGACUCUAUUCCUCUCACCAUCGCCGACCUCACCUUCCCGUCUUUUGAGCGUUCCAUGAAGAGUCUCCGCCGAAGCGACAGUACUGGUAGCCAGGCUACCAUCAAGCCGACCCCAAAGCAGAGACAGGCGUGGGAGAUGAUGGUGUUGAAGCAGAAGGUGAUGGAGACGGAGGCGACUCCGAAGGCUGAGAGGAAGGAGUUUGAUUUCACUCCUGUCGAGAUACCAGCCGAGAAGGAGGCCAGUCCUUCCGUCAAGUGGCCCGCCGAUUCGGUGCUCAUCGACCUUUCCGACGAUGCUUCCUACGACCACGUACCCGAUGUGAAGGAGUACCUCCGCCUGGUCGGCUUCACAAUCAUGCAAGCCACUUUCACCAACAUCGCUACAAUCGACCCAGAGAGGCGUUUCGACAUCUCGGCCCUCACUGGAGACGAACUGGUCCAGGUCGGGCGGGAGAAGCUCGCCAAUGCUCAGCGCCGAGGGGAAGGCAUUUUCGCAGCCUAUCCCAAAGUUUCCGAUAUCUCCAUCCCCACCAACUUUCCUCCUUGGGCCGCGCUGCUCCGACGCAACCUCCACUCCAUCGCCGAAGCCGUCCGUCCCAAAUUCGAGGAGAAAGAUGAAGCAUUUGCUCCCAUCUCUGGCCGCAGCGCCCUUGGCCGUAAGAAGGUUCGAAGUCUGCAGAAGAAACGGGUGGUCAGCGGGGAAGUCGGGGCGAGGUGGAGCAUGGGUGGAAAAUUGGAUAGGGAUGUUCUUUUGAGGCCUGGGGAAGAUGGGCCUUGUGAACGUAUGAUCAAGACCAAUAUCCGCAUACCGAUCCCUUCUUCUCUCUCUCACCUCGAACCCGGGUCUUCGGAAUACCGCCGCCUGAUCGCUACCCUGUACAGGAUCGACUCACACCCCGCGGCACUCGCCUUGCGCCAUCGUACGAGUGUACUCAAAGUAUUGGUCAAGCGCAAGACCCUUCUUCUCGAUAGGGGAUUUGACGUCAGCUUCACGUUCGAUUAUCGCAAGGCUUACUUCCCCAGGGAUGGUGAGAAGAAAGCGAAAGGGGACCUUAAGGUGGAUCACGAUUGGAGCCAGUACUUGGAGAAUAUACCAAUUGUGGGGGAUUGGAGCCAGGCGGUGGAGAUGCGAUGUGCCCAGAAGGAUGGGAGGUAUGAGGCUUGGGAGAGAAUGAGGAGGGAGACGCUUUCUUCUCGUUAG
This is a messenger RNA of Cryptococcus wingfieldii CBS 7118, 1278 nucleotides long. RefSeq lists its product as hypothetical. Bases 1 to 1278 code for a protein of 425 amino acids. The transcript has 4 exons. The record is from RefSeq and is a predicted model, not a curated record. Lineage: Eukaryota; Fungi; Basidiomycota; Tremellomycetes; Tremellales; Cryptococcaceae.